Molecule: messenger RNA, 388 nt
Organism: Amoebophrya sp. A25
Lineage: Eukaryota; Dinophyceae; Syndiniales; Amoebophryaceae
Source: the annotation of a GenBank genome assembly
GUAGAAGAGGCACCGGAAAAUAAUAAUGCAUCCGAUGACAAGUCUACACCGCCCGCGAAGCCAAUGCCGCGUCCUCGUGGCAAGAGAAGGCGUCACGGUUAUGAUGGCGAUUCUAGUAGCGAGUCCGGUGAUUCAGAAUCAGAAGAUGUCGUCGAAGUAGACUCUCCUGCCAACGAAGAUGAAGAGCAGGAGGACAAUUUAAUCAGCGAAACCAAAGCACCACUGCCAGCAGCGCCUCAAGGAGAAGAACAGCCGGAACUAGUCGCUAAUGAAGAUGUCGAUCAGAAGCUAGAAAAGUAUCUUGAAGAUACAAUAAACCAAUCAGACAAGGAAGAUGCAGAGGAGGAGCGCGAAGUCAAUCAGACCUCUGUUGACAAUGACGAAGUUG